AUGUGGCUGGGCAAGGGCGGCAACCCUAAGCACAAUUGGAACCUCACAAUUCUCAUUUUCCAUCGACGGCACACUAACGACUCAUCCACCACAGCGACAAUCACAAUGGGGCGUCUUACUGAGUACCAGGUCAUCGGGCGUCACCUGCCCAACGAGGCGAACCCCACGCCCAAGCUGUACCGCAUGCGCAUCUUUGCGCCCAACACUGUUGUGGCUAAGUCGCGUUUCUGGUACUUCAUGGCCCAGCUCCGUAAGCUCAAGAAGGCUAACGGCGAGAUCGUUUCCCUGAACGUGAUCGAGGAGAAGCGUCCCCUCAAGGUCAAGAACUUCGGUAUCUGGAUCCGCUACGACUCGCGCUCCGGCACCCACAACAUGUACAAGGAGUUCCGUGAGAUGAGCCGCACCGACGCUGUUGAGGCCCUCUACCAGGACAUGGCUGCCCGUCACCGCUCCCGUUUCGGUUCCAUCCACAUCCUCAAGGUUGUUGAGAUCGAGAACAACGACAGCAUCCGCCGCCCCUACAUCAAGCAGCUCCUCCAGAAGGACCUCAAGUUCCCUCUGCCCCACCGCGCCGGUGGCAAGGUCGGCAAGAAGGUCUUCGCCUACUCUCGCCCCUCUACCUUUGCUUAAAUGUGAUGUUCUGGGUGUUGGGUUUGGGAGUGUGUGCGGAUGAUGACUGUUUAUGGCCAUAGCAUGCAUGAAAGAUGGUCACGUGGAAGCCACCGCCCAGUUCACGGGCGAGAUGGUUGGAUGUCCCUAGUUCCCCGUAUGGUGGCAUCUUUAGGUUAUUUUGAAAAAAAUCAUCGGGUU
Penicillium egyptiacum is the source of this 810-nucleotide messenger RNA. The record is from the annotation of a GenBank genome assembly. NCBI's taxonomy places the organism in Eukaryota, Fungi, Ascomycota, Eurotiomycetes, Eurotiales, Aspergillaceae.